GGCGGGUACGCCGGCGGUCGGACCUCCAAUCUCGGUGGCGGCGGCUGCAGGGGGAGCCCGCGCUCCGCCGCCCGCGAGUCGGUCGCGUGGUGAAGAGGAGCGGGGCCGGCGAGAGGGAGAGGCUCAGGGAAGGAGCGGGGAAGCGGACUCGGGGCAGAGGGGAGGCCCCGAGAGGAAGGCUGAGGGAGGAAGAUGCCGAGUACGGACCUUCUGAUGUUGAAGGCUUUUGAGCCCUACUUUGAGAUUUUGGAAGUAUAUUGCACAAAGGCCAAGAAUUAUGUAAAUGGACAUUGCACCAAGUAUGAGCCCUGGCAGCUCAUUGCCUGGAGUGUCCUGUGCACCCUGCUAAUAGUCUGGGCAUAUGAUUUUGUCUUCCAGCCAGAGAGCUUAUGGUCAAGGUUUAAAAAGAGAUGUUUUAAGCUCAUCAGGAAGAUGCCUAUUAUUGGUCGCAAGAUCCAAGAGAAGGUGAACAAGACCAAGGAUGAUAUAAGCAAGAACAUGUCAUUCCUGAAAGUGGACAAAGAGUAUGUGAAAGCUUUGCCCUCUCAAGGCCUGAGCGCGUCAGCAGUUCUGGAGAAGCUCAAGGACUACAGCUCUAUGGACGUCUUCUGGCAGGAGGGGAAAGCCUCUGGAGCAGUGUACAGCGGGGCAGAAGAGCUCACCCAGCUCCUGGUGAAGGCUUACGGAGAUUUUGCAUGGAGUAACCCACUGCAUCCAGACAUCUUCCCGGGACUGCGAAAGAUCGAGGCGGAGAUUGUGAGGAUAGCUUGUUCCCUGUUCAGUGGGGGGCCAGAUUCCUGUGGAUGUGUGACCUCUGGGGGAACAGAAAGCAUACUCAUGGCCUGCAAAGCUUACCGGGACCUGGCCUUUGAGAAUGGGAUCAAAACUCCAGAAAUUGUGGCCCCCCAAAGUGCCCAUGCUGCAUUUGACAAAGCAGCCAAUUAUUUUGGGAUGAAGAUUAUACGGGUUCCACUGAACAAAAUGAUGGAGGUGGAUGUUCGGGCAAUGAGGAGAGCCAUCUCCAGGAACACGGCCAUGCUCGUCUGUUCUACCCCCCAGUUUCCUCAUGGUAUCAUCGAUCCUGUCCCGGAAGUGGCCAAGCUGGCUGUCAAAUACAAAAUACCUCUUCAUGUAGAUGCUUGUCUGGGGGGCUUCCUCAUCGUCUUUAUGGAGAAAGCAGGAUACCCACUGGAGCAACCAUUUGAUUUCCGGGUGAAAGGUGUGACCAGCAUUUCAGCUGAUACCCACAAGUACGGCUACGCCCCCAAAGGCUCCUCCGUGCUGCUCUACAGUGACAAGAAGUACAGGAGCCAUCAGUUCUUCGUGGCGACAGACUGGCAGGGCGGCAUCUACGCCUCCCCGACCAUCGCGGGCUCCCGGCCCGGAGGCAUCAGUGCGGCCUGUUGGGCUGCCCUGAUGCACUUCGGUGAGAGCGGCUAUGUUGAGGCCACCAAACAGAUCAUCAAAACCACUCGCUUCCUCAAGUCAGAACUGGAAAAUAUCAAAGGCAUCUUUGUUUUUGGGAAUCCCCAGUUGUCAGUCAUUGCUCUGGGCUCCCGAGAUUUUGACAUCUACCGACUGUUUAACCUGAUGACUGCUAAGGGCUGGAACCUGAACCAGCUGCAGUUCCCACCCAGUAUCCAUUUCUGCAUCACGCUAGUACACACCCGGAAGCGAGUAGCCAUACAGUUCCUAAAGGACAUCCGGGAGUCUGUCACUCAAAUCAUGAAGAAUCCUAAAGCAAAGACCACAGGAAUGGGUGCGAUCUAUGGCAUGGCCCAGACGACCGUCGACAGGAACCUGGUCGCAGAAUUGUCCUCAGUCUUCUUGGACAGCCUUUUCAGCACUGAUACUGUAACCCAGAGCAGCCAGAUGAAUGGUUCUCCGAAACCCCGCUGAGCCUGGACCCUCUGUGGCCCUGAGGGGCGCCUGGCCUUCAGAGGGUUCUCGGGGCGUGGAACAGGCCACGCACAGUUUCAGCAUCUGGUCUUGCUCCGUGGAGCACGACGAGACAGACCGCGGGACUCCUUGAUCCUCGGGGUUCUUGUUCCUCCUCUUGUCAUCCUCCUGUGGUCUUUAAUGUGGAGACCCUGAAGGAGUCCGUGACCUAAUUAUUUUGCCCUUGUUCUCAAAUGUUACCCUAGGGAUUGUUUUAGCCAUUUUCUUCUCUAACCUUCUAGCUUUCAACUUCAUUUAAUCAUUGUGUGGCAGCUCUGACUGGUCCUGAGUCUUAGGGAGGCUGGGGUGGUUUAUGUGAUAAAGAAGGUUUUUUGCGUUCUCUCCGGUGGACUGGCGAGGCAGAUCGGAAGAUGUUUCCCCGGGUGGGAGUUAGGUACCCUCUAAGCACGAGGCCUUCUCAGCCUCCUCUUUGAGUAGGUGAGUUGUCUCACAGAGUCAUGUAGUUCAGCUCAGUUUCUUUUUCCAGGACACAGACGGACAGGCCGCUGUUCCUCUUUUUCGGGAUUAGAAUGGCUGAGCGUUUCUGCUCAGUCUGUGAAGGCAGGCUUUGGAGUGGCCCUCUGCUGUCCCCGCUUGAUACUUGGUGACCACCGUCCUUGGAGAUUUGUGUUUGAAAUCGUGCUCGCAUUGGUUUGUUGUUGUUCCCCUGGAUUAGGAAGACAACGCGGUUUCUGGAGAGCCUAGGCCUUUCUGGCCCUGGUGCUUCCUGUCUGCGUCGGCAGCGUUGGGAGCACAGCCGAACCCUCUCCUGGGCUGCUGAGGAUCGGAAACCAGAGCCUUUUCUCAAGUUCUCUGAGGGUCACAUUGGAAUAUAUGUCCCUAGAGUUGGUGGUGGUCCUCCCCUCACCCACUGUUGUAAGCCAUCUCGUCUGAGAAUGUUUGCUUGAAGGAACAGCUCAGAGCACCUUCACAAGUUGCCUUGACUUACCCUAGGUGGGUGCAGGGAGCACGUGAGAGAGCCUCCAAGGCAAGGAAACUUCUCCCCAUUCGUGUGUCCCUCCUGCCUCUUUCCGUCUGUUCAGCUCCCACAGGUACUAUGGCAGUUUAGCCUCAGGUACUGGACACUUCUCAGCCCCGGCUAACUUUGGACUAGGAGAGCAUGAUGGUAACGGUCAGCUGGGGCCUGGGGCCUGGGAUUCCUUCCUAAGACUAGUAGCUCAGGGUGGUGCAGGGACAGGACCAAACCCUGCGCCCACUCCCCACCCUCCUCACCCUUGCACAGGGCCCUGAUCUAGGUGGAGCCACUGUCUUCCUCUGAAGAUGACAUACGGUGUGCCUUUUUUCCUCAGCAGAGAGCAGUGGGGGGCUACUCCUGACCCAGGCCCUCGGGGAAAUGGGUCAGUCUUUGAGCUUUUAUUUGGGUGGGGGAGGACUUUAAGGGUAAGUCAGGAGCAAAUAGCCUCUGUUCCAAUCCCCUUCUCAGGGACUCCUGAACCAUUCAGCCUCUUCAGGCUGCUGUCCUCUGGCCUCCCUCACUGGGAACGCCGGCUGGGAGGGCCACGACAACCAGACUGUCCCCCAGGCUCCGUGGCAUGUUUGUCUGAAGUGGCUCCUGGCACUGUACUUCCUCCACAAUAACUGUGACGAGCUGGCCGUGUCAUUGCAGGGCUGGAGUGUGUGUGUUCCUCUUGUGCGUUUGUGUGUGUGUGUGUGUGUGUGUGUGUGUGCGCGCGCGCACGCAUGCAUGUUAGAGGGAGACGCUAAGAUCCUUUGGACGCGGGAGCCGAGUUCCUUCCCGUCGCUGAACUGGAGGCACCUCCCGAGAGAGUUGCUGUGGCCGGAGCUGUGCGCCAGGGCUCCUGGGUCUCCGGCGCGUUCAUGGUGUUGAAGGAAGACCCGGGACCCAGAACCACCCCACCGGCACCACUGUGGUUUGUCAUCUGUGAAAAUGGAGAAGCCUGUGCCCGAUAGAGUGUGCUGUUGCUUCCAGCAUCUGCGGGCCCUUCCUCUGCUGCCCCGGGGGCAGCGGUGUUUUUCAAAGGGACCUCCUGUAGCCACUUUAUAGCACAAGCCUUAGUUUGCCUGACACUUGUGGGCUUUCCAGUCUAUGCAUACCUGCGCGCCUAGGAACACCUAGUCUGGCAGAGGCGGGCAGAAUGUCUUCAGAUGUCAUGUUGCUAGCAGAUGUCACAUUGGCCUCUGCAGAAACUGUAGCAUCUGGUUUCUACACAGAGUAAGCAGCCGCGUGACCCUACUGCCCUGUCACUUUUAAUAUUACCGGUUUUAUACUUGGAAAAUGGUACUUGCCUCUUUUAAAUCUUUUCUGUAUUUAACUUCUUUCUUCCCAGCUCAGUGCUCCCUUCCUAAUUGCAGCAAUAAUAUCUUAAAAAGCAAUUCCGUAAUUAAAUGACCGAAAUCUUAACCGA
This is a messenger RNA of Callorhinus ursinus (northern fur seal), 4325 nucleotides long. It is a transcript of the gene SGPL1, whose product is annotated as sphingosine-1-phosphate lyase 1. The record is from RefSeq and is a predicted model, not a curated record. Gene Ontology annotation, biological process: sphingolipid catabolic process; carboxylic acid metabolic process. Gene Ontology annotation, cellular component: endoplasmic reticulum. Gene Ontology annotation, molecular function: pyridoxal phosphate binding; sphinganine-1-phosphate aldolase activity. Lineage: Eukaryota; Metazoa; Chordata; Mammalia; Carnivora; Otariidae.